Molecule: messenger RNA, 2423 nt
Organism: Phoenix dactylifera (date palm)
Lineage: Eukaryota; Viridiplantae; Streptophyta; Magnoliopsida; Arecales; Arecaceae
Product: DNA-binding protein
Molecular function (GO): 5'-3' DNA helicase activity; DNA binding; ATP binding
Source: RefSeq, a predicted model, not a curated record
AAGAUGUGAUGCGAGGGGCACGAGGAGUUGCCGAAGGCCAUGGGCUGAAGUCACAGAAAGAAAGAUUUUACUGGCAGGACUCCGGAUCGGACAAAUGUGAAGGAUUUUGUGCGGGCGUGCGACGCCUCCCAGAGCCCAUUUUCAGCCCUAAACCCUGUUCUAGAACCCGAAGCGGCAGAUCUCCCCCACUUGCCUCGGGAACGGCGCUGGCUGCUCCGCAGGGGUUUCCGGCUCUUGACUGGUUGAGGCCGCAAGACGAGCCGUGUUGAAAUUCAAGUCGAGAUGGAGGGACGACGGGAGAAAUCGCACAACAAAUCCUCCUCCUUGUCUGUGGAUCAGUUCGUCUCCGUCAUGACCCCUCUAAUCGAUCUGGAAAAGGAGGCUGAGAUAUCAGCAUCUCUUGGUUCAUCAUCAUCAAAGAGUUUAGAUAUUGCUCAAAAGAAGGGUUCUGCUAUUCUUAAUCUGAAAUGUACAGAUGCUCAGACAGGGUUGAUGGGAAAAGUUCUUCUUGAGUUCCAAUCUAAUAAGGGGGAUGUUCUUCUUGCUCACAAGUUUGGGACCCAUGAUGUCGUUGUUCUAAAACCAAACAAGGCUGAUCUAGGUUCUGCUCCACUUGGACAAGGUGUGGUUUAUCGCCUCAAGGACUCUUCCAUUACUGUUGCUUUUGAUGAUAUUCCUGAAGAUGGAUUAAACAGUCCUCUGCGUCUUGAAAAAGUUGCAAAUGAGGUAACUUAUCGCAGGAUGAAGGAUGCUCUAAUUCAACUUAGCAAGGGCACACAACAAGGACCAACUGCAGACUUGAUUCCUGUAUUAUUUGGGGAGAAACAACCUACACAUUCGAAGAAAGUUGUGCAAUUUACUCCAUUUAACAAGAAUCUUGAUCAUUCACAGAAAGAUGCCAUCUCAAAGGCCCUCUCGUCUAAGAAUGUAUUUUUACUUCAUGGGCCUCCGGGAACUGGGAAAACAACAACAAUCGUGGAAAUAAUCUUACAAGAAGUAAAAUGUGGAUCAAAGAUCCUUGCAUGUGCUGCUUCUAAUAUUGCAGUUGACAACAUCGUUGAACGACUUUUUCCAUACAGAGUGAAGUUGGUGAGAUUGGGGCAUCCUGCACGCUUACUACCACAGGUGUUGGAGAGUGCGCUUGAUGCACAGGUUUUACGAGGUGAUAAUUGUACCUUGGCAAAUGACAUUCGCAAGGAAAUGAAGGUAUUGAAUGGGAAGCUGCUGAAAGCCAAAGAUAAGAACACAAAAAGGGAUAUCAGGAAAGAACUUAGGACCCUUGCCAGAGAAGAGAGGAAGAGACAACAGCUUGCAGUCACAGAUGUUAUAAAAAAUGCAGACGUUGUGUUGACAACUUUGACUGGUGCAUUUACUCGCAAACUAGAGAGCAGUGCAUUUGAUUUGGUUAUAAUUGAUGAGGCUGCUCAGGCACUUGAGGUAGCAUGCUGGAUAGCUUUGCUAAAGGGUUCUAGGUGUGUACUUGCAGGAGACCAUCUCCAGCUUCCUCCAACAAUACAAAGUGUUGAAGCAGAGAGGAAGGGAUUUGGUAAAACUCUCUUUGAACGUCUGGCAAGUUUGUACGGUGAGGAAGUUAUGUCUAUGCUCACUGUCCAGUACCGGAUGCAUGAGCUGAUAAUGAACUGGUCAUCGAAAGAACUCUAUGGUAGCAAGAUAGAAGCCCAUUCAAGUGUCUCCCAACAUAUGCUUUAUGAUCUUGAAACUGUGAAAAAGUCAUCUUCAACAGAGUCCACCCUUAUUCUCAUAGACACAACAGGUUGUGACAUGGAAGAAAAAAAAGACGAAGAAGAUAGCACUAUGAAUGAGGGGGAGGCUGCAGUUACCAUAGCUCAUGCAAAGCGACUUGUUGAGAGUGGAGUAAAUGCAUCUGAUAUUGGAAUUAUCACUCCUUAUGCUGCACAGGUAACCUAUCUUAAGAUGAUGAGAAGCAAAGAAGACGGUCUAAAGGAUGUAGAAAUUUCUACAGUUGAUGGAUUCCAAGGUCGGGAAAAAGAAGCCAUUAUCAUUUCAAUGGUUCGAUCUAAUUCAAAAAAGGAGGUGGGUUUUUUGAGUGACCAUAGGCGAAUGAAUGUGGCUGUGACGCGCUCUCGAAGACAAUGCUGUCUUGUAUGUGAUGCUGAAACCGUGAGUAAUGACCGCUUUUUAAAACGUUUAGUUGAAUAUUUUGGAGAGCAUGGCGAGUAUUUGAGUGCAUCUGAGUAUGGACAUGAGUAAGCAUCUGCCAUUUAAAUCUACGUGUUAAAUUGUCAAGCUAGCUGUUAAAUCAUGGCCUCUGCAACGGGCCUUGCACAUUCUUUGCUGGGACAGCAGAUGAAACUAUGGAAAUAUGAUGCUGGGACACGUUCCCUUGAUGUAUUAUUAGAAAUGUUUAAUUCUAUCAAUGGUUAAGAAAUAUUAAUAAGCUA